This is a messenger RNA of Ochotona princeps (American pika), 3108 nucleotides long. RefSeq names its product thymocyte expressed, positive selection associated 1 (gene TESPA1). The record is from RefSeq and is a predicted model, not a curated record. Gene Ontology annotation, molecular function: signaling receptor binding. Bases 179 to 1732 code for a protein of 517 amino acids. The transcript has 10 exons. Lineage: Eukaryota; Metazoa; Chordata; Mammalia; Lagomorpha; Ochotonidae.
CGGGGCAGGCUUGGUCUACAUCAUGCUACUUUCUCAUUGCCCACACCGCCAUCUCCACACCCACAGAGUGCUUGGCCCAGCUUUGAGAACCACUUUGCCCAAAGCUCAGCUCUCUACCUGCGAACAGCCCCAGGUUGGCCCUAGAGUGGCAGAAGGCCCCAUUGUGUGAGCCAGUACCAUGGAGGCCUCGGUGCUGAGCCCCACGUCCUGGGAGAAACGGCGAGCCUGGCUGCGGCAGAGCCGCAAUUGGCAGACCCAGGUCCUGGAGGAGGAGGCUGCCGCCGCCCUGCAGGAUGUCCCCGAGCUUGAGCCUGCCAGCUUGGAUGACGUUUUCCAGGAAGGGGAUCCAAUCAAUAAGAUUGAAGGCUGGCUGCAGGAUUGUGGCUCCUCUGAAGAAGGACUGUUGGAAGAAGCCGGACAGUUCAUCAACAAUGGAUGCUCCAGCUUUGAAGAUGACUUGACUCUCGGGGCAGAGGCCACCCUGCUGGUCUCCAAUGGCAAGUUCUCCAGCAGAUUCCUCCAGCCAGCUAGGCCAUGCCAGCUACAUGAUCUUGGCUGUAGUUUGGCUUCCAGCAGCAUGACUGGUGGGACUAACAAGACUAGUUCAAGCAUCUCAGAGAUCCUGGACAAGGUACAAGAAGAUGCAGAAGACGUCCUCUUCAGCCUGGGCUUCGGCCAAGAGGACCACAAAGACACUUCUCGGAUCCCUGCACGAUUUUUCACUACUCCUUCGCAGGCCAGGGGUAUUGAUUUUCAGCUGUUCCUGAAGGCGCAGGUGCGGAGGAUUGAGAUGGAGGAUCCCUGCCUCAUGCUGGCCAGCAGGUUUAAGCAGGUGCAAACUCUGGCUGCCACUGCCGAUGCCUUCUUCUGCCUCUACUCCUAUGUGUCUAAGACACCUGUUCAAAAGUUCACACCAUCCCACAUGUUCUGGAAUUGCAACCCAUCUGAUGUGCCCUCAAUCAGGGCCCCAGAGCCUGAACCUCACUCACCCAGAGACCGCCUCCGGAAAGCCAUCUCCAAAAUGUGCCUGUAUACAGGUUCCCGGGACCGGCUGUCAUUCCCUUACACCCCUUCCAAAAGGAACAGUUUGGACCAAGUCGUGUGGGAAGUGAUGGACAGAGUAAGAGGAGAGAAGCUGGUCCUCCAAGAGGGUUCUGGGUUUGAGCAAGACUCACCAGAAGGUCCUGUAUACCCUACAGGGAGCACAGAGCUUUCUCUGCCUUCCUCUCCAUGUCCUCCCUGCCCUAAAGAGGACACACAGCAGGCAGCACUCACCGUGAUUUCACCACCACAAAUUCUGGAUCCUAACUGCAAGGCACCCUGUUGUACACACUGUCUGCCCAGAGAUAAUCCACCGUGGAAUACAAAUCCAGCACAGGUGCAGAGAGAACUGUGGGAACUGCAGGCCACCACCAAGGAAGCCCAUGCAGCUAAGGAUGAGACUUGUUGGGGAAAAAAGAACAGAGCAAGAAAGAGCCUAUUUCAGAAGCAACCCCUGGACAAGAAGGCCAAGUCAUUGGACCUGCCCAUCAACCAGCAGAAGUGGGAGCCAAGCCCAGACAGAUCAGAACUGCGCCAAUGUCAAAUCCACCAGCUGCAGGACUUGGAGAAGGUAUAUGGCUGUGUGGACACUAGUCACUCCUUAUCUGUGGGGGAUCUAUUCCAAGACCCCAAAUGGAUGCCUAAAGCCAUGGAUAGUCCCAAACCUGAUAAUACCAAACCCUGCGGGUGACCUGAACACAAGCACUGUUGAUAUCAAUAGCAGUUGAUCCUAUAACUGAAACAGCUCCAGGGUGACUAACAGGUGUCAGUAUACACAGAGAGGAUACUUUGAAUAAAACGAUGAUUCAUGUCCUGGGUAUGGGAGUUCAUCAAACUGCAUACACCAGAAAACGAUUUGAAAUGCAUGAACUGUUUAUUUCUGAAAUUUUUCAUUCGUUAUUUUUGGACUGUGGCUGACCACAGGAACUGAAACGAUGGAAAGUGAAACUGCAGAUAAGAGGGGACAACGAGACACUGUCAGGGAAGGGGACUCUCAGAGACCAGCAUCAUCCUCUGCGACAGCGAGAAUGUUCAAGACAGCUGGCUCUCCAGAUGUUGUCACCACCCGGUCAUUCACAUGUGAAAAGUCAAACAAACUGAAAAGCCAGCAGCUCUUCUGUGGCCCUUGGAAGAGAGUGGGGGUCACAGAAAAAAAAUCACUGUGUCAAACUUCAGAGACUGACAGACAAACUCCAAGAUGUGUGUCUUCCCAGAGAAGAAACUCCCAGGCAGGAACCAGGACUCGGGUAUAACAACCCAGGCUACAGCUAAGGUGCAGCAGGGCAUCAAGGUGGAUUCAUGUGAGAGAAAUUCUGGGACAGCCCAGGCAUCAAGGCCCCUGCCACUUCUGGCUUAAAUUUUACCUCCAGAAGCUUGACCAAGUUCUCACAGCAACUACUGACCAACCUAAUGCUCUGGAUGGGAAAAGAGAGAAGGAACUCUUCUGAAAGGCACCGGAGUUCAGCAAGACCCUUGGCCUCACAAUGCCCAGUUCCCAGAGCCUCACUUGCUGGGCUUUUACCAGAGACCAACUAACCUGGGGGAAUGGAAGCACUCAACUCCAGGCACUCCAGCCAUCCUGUCCCACGUCAGGGAGGAGGCGGCUGAGAUGCCCCUGUGGGGUCCACAGUCCCGGGAGACAGAACCACUGAUGACUGAGGGCCGUGGAACACUGUCCCCUACAGCUUAUCCACCACAUCCCUGAAAGUCUCUUUGCCGAAGUUCCUUUUAGCAGGAACAUCACUUUAGGGUCUCAAGCAACAAAAAUGACAGGCUGCUUUCUAAAAGAGAAAAGACACAGGUUGGAGAGGGAGAGUGCGCACCCGAGGGAGGUUUCGCUACGACAGUGACGUUGGCAUUGUCAGAGUGAUAGUCAGGACAACAGUGAUGAACACGCCAGCAUGCAAUAGUCGGAAAGUUGGCGUCUCUCCAAAUUCACGGGAUGGCACCAAACCCUCAAGGUCAUGGUUUUAAGAGGCGGGCCUUAAAGGGAGCUGCACUUUCAAGAAUGGGAUUGGGAUCUUUGUCAAAGAAGCUUGAGGGAGCCCCCUGCCCUACGUGAGGAGA